CAAGGAGCAGCACGCGAUUUUAGACGUCCUCCCACGACAGGAUGAUAUGGGAAAACACACCAUCAGGAUCCCCAUAGAAGGGGGAGGCCUAACAACGAAAAACAAACAAACAAACAAACAAACUCCUCACGUUAUCAUAUGGAAAGUCUUCAAUAAUAUCGACCUUUAAACGAUUCUAUUGAUAAUGAGCGAAUAUGAAUUACACCCACAAUACGAGUUUGAAAGAGUCUGAUAAUCUGCCUCCAAUAAUUCUAGCAAUUAGAAAAAAAUGGUUAAUUAUGGAAGAGGAACACAUCAUUCCAUGGAGGUAGGAAAAGAUAACUUCUGAAAUAGUUAACAUUAAUUUCUUAGUAUCUCUAAAUCGUAGUAAUAUGUAGUAAGAACACCAAACAAUUGAUUUUUGCGUUUGUUGAAACAGACGUCACUAACUUUGCCUGCACAAAAAUAGCAUACAAUUUUACUGAUAAUAUGUUAAUCCGGAACAUUUGAAAGGAUAAGGUUCACAAUGCUUCGCUUAUCUCAGCCUUGGUUAAAGCGACCAUAUAAAGUGUUGAUAUGACUCAUAAAUCUAAGCCGAUUAUUAGUAAUUUCAUUAUCUAAAACCUGACUGCAUGCAUGUGUGCAUUUGCGCACUAGACGCGUUACGACUGAUCUGGACCGGUUGUGUGCGGCGCCUUCAGUUGCCUGGCUGCCAGCAACCAAUUGUAUUCCGCAUUAAAAAUGUUUGGUCAAUAUGGAACCAGCGCCACAAUGCACCGUGACUUCUGAACGACCAUGAGCUUUACAGCUGGGGCUGUCGACACCAAACGAUUGCGGCCGAUACGUUGAGCUAGCCGAGUGGUCAUCGGACGUGGUCAACAGCUGGUCAAGUCACAUUCCCCUCGCUUGCCAGCAGGAAAAUGACUCUGAUCAGAUGAAUCGGUUUGAUCCUUUCACUCGAUCGGCGCAGGAUACGAGCUGAAAAAAGGGGAGACGAGAUAAUGGAAUGUUGACUUCGUCAUCAUAACACGAAAGGGAAAUAUUUGGUUCGAUGACAGAUUUGUUCAUACGGCGCGGUAGAUCCACUUUGAGUGCAUGAGGGCUCAUGUUGUGUUUUUGCUGUAAAAUUUUGCAGGGGGUGAUUCGCAGCUACUCCGCCAGCGCGCAAGUCUGUGGAAUAUUCUCUUAUACCUGGAUCAGAUUUUGACAACUCGGUGAUUUAUCUGCGCAGGUCUGAGCCUGCGCGUGUCUUCGUCAGAAAGGAAAUUCCACGAGCUUUAAGUCGGACUUGCCUUUUGAUGGAAAAAAAAAAUUGCUGUGGAACAUAUUCGUGUGGGAAAGCUGUACAAGGACUAAACAGAGUUCGACCCUGAGCCAGAAUUUGCAUCAGAAGAACGCAUUCAUUAUUCUGUAGCUAAAGCGCUAACAAAGUAACACUGCAUAAAUCCGCUCACACGGCAGUGCUUACUCUGGUUCCGAAAAAAAAACCAGACAGUCAUGAUGGCAUGCAAUUCUAGGCCUUAAUGCUGUAGCGAAAAGCUAGAGUUGGUGACUUGCCAAAGUAUUUAGGGGUUGCUUCGCCGUCACUGUUUCUUGUGUCUGUGGUCAUCAAGAGGGACGGUGUGGAAGUAUUAAAUAUGUUGAAUCAUUCGAUCAAGCGUUGCUACGGCCCCGAGUGUGAAGACGUGGUGUGUACCGGGCGGUACUGGUGGCUGUUCCUAGCCUCCAGCUUAGUCACCUUGGCCGUUGGCACCGGCCUGGUGUUUUUGGUUCGGUUUAUCACCAGGCUACCCUGCCUGAACCGCCGGCGGCACCACGUGGCAGGGCCCGAUGGGUCGGGCUGCUGCGCCGGCAUCUGCCCCAUAAACUUGCUGGAGAAGAACGCCGAGGCCGAGAUUCACUCCAUAGAAGCGGCUAAGGAUUGGGCCACCAGACUCUUGUCAGCCCAGAGUCGGUUUGGUAGAAUUCUGCUGAUCACCUAUUUUUGCAUCAGUAUGGCAUCCUAUGCAAUUUACGUAAUAGACACCGGCAAACCCAUCGAACGAUGUUUGCCAGCAGAUCGAGGAGACCUAUUGUUUUUUAUCGACAACAUUUUUAACUUCUUCUUUCUUGGUGUGUUUAUAUUCAGGUUCAUCAGCUGGAACGACAAGUUUUGGUUUUGGUUUUCGGUCAAUACGCUGGUUGACAUUUUCACCAUUCCACCAACAUUUGUUUCCCUCAUUAUCUCCAGGACAUGGCUAGGUUUGAGAUGCUUGCGAAUCAUGAUCCUGAUGCAACUGCCCGAGAUCCUGCAACUGCUGAGAGUGUUGCGGACCAGCAAUGGCAUCAAGUUGACCAGUUUGCUGACCAUUGUGGCAGGGGCGUGGCUAACAUCGGCGGGCAUCUAUCACUUGGUUGAGAAUUCAGGAGAUCCAUGGAUUAACUUCAACAACUCCCAGUCCCUGACCUAUGGACAGUGCAUCUACAUCACGGUGGUUACAAUGUCGACAGUGGGCUACGGGGAUCUGACCCCCAAGACCACUUGUGGCACCAUCUUCAUCAUCUUUUUCAUCCUUGGAGUCUUGGCCAUCUUUGCCAGCGCCUUGCCAGAAAUUGUGGAGAUCGUUGGGAAGGGAAACAAGUAUUCUGGUGUCUAUGAACCCGUGAAGGGGAAAAAACACAUCGUUGUCUGUGGCCACAUCACGUACGACAGCGUGUCCAACUUCCUCAAGGAUUUCCUCCACAUAGACCGGGACGUAGUCAACGUGAACAUCGUACUGCUAGACACGACGGACCCUGAUCUGGAGUUGCAAGCACUUUUUAGACGUCACUUUACCAAGAUGAGAUAUUUCCAGGGUUCGGUCUUCAACCCAUCGGACCUGCAAAGAGUUAAGCUGAAUGAAUCUGAUGCCUGUUUGAUCCUGUGCAACAAGUACAGCCCAAGACCUGACACGGAGGAUUCCGGCCAGAUCAUGAGGGUGAUCUCCAUCAAGAACUUCAAUCCAGAGAUGAGGGUCAUCGUGCAGCUCAUCCAAGACCACAGUAAGACCCAUCUGCUGAACAUCCCCAGCUGGAACCAGGCCUAUGGCGAUGACGUCAUCUGCAUCGCCGCUCUCAAGCUGGGCUUCAUUGCUCAGACCUGCCUGGCCCCGGGCUUCUCCACCAUGAUGGCAAACCUGUUCGCCAUGCGUUCCAGCUCUGAGAUACAUGUCAAAGUAGUGAAAGAUGACCCAACAGAACGGGUCGUAGAGACUCAGUCAGUGGUAAAGAAUGCCUCCUCACCGGCUGAGACGUACCUUGAGAGCCCAGAGGGAUGGAUGUCUCAUUACCUUCACGGCUGUGGGAAUGAGAUCUACACAGAAAGUCUGUCUCGAGCGUUUGAUGGCAUGACAGCCCCAGAGAUGGUCAAGGAGUGUUUCAUUAAGCUGAAGCUACUACUGAUUGCUGUACAGCAGAACAACGAGUUUGACGAAACCGAAAUUAUCAUUAACCCAGGUCCUUAUAUCACCAUCAACCAGGGAACAGUUGGGUUCUUCCUGGCUCCAGAUGCAACUGAAGCUAAGAGGGCAUACUACUACUGUCGGGCCUGCCACAGCGAAGGUGUCGAAGUGGAGAAGAUUUGGAAGUGUGAAUGCAAAGAGUGCGAGAGCCUGGACAACAACCAUGCGAAGAAGUACACCCACAAAGAUGGACACAAACUGCUGGCAAUGACCAGGCUAGGUGAUCACCACGAACCAGCCCCUGCAAGGUCACCGAGUGCAGAAUUAGCAGAGUUAAAAAUUCAAGGAGUCAACUUAUCAGAAUCAUCAGAUCAUGAUCGGCCGGCGUAUGAUUUCACUGGUCUCUUUCACUGGACACCAGCCAGGACGGUUGAGGAUGCACUGAUUACAUCAGCACAGAAGCGCCGAUACCUGGUCAACCACAUCAUCGUUUGUCUCUUUGGAGACGAGUCGUCACCUCUGAUUGGUCUGCGGAACUUUGUCAUGCCGCUUAGAGCAAGCAAUUUCAAAUAUGAAGACCUCAGGACCAUCGUGUUCCUAGGCAACAUCAAGUACAUCGAGAGAGAGUGGGAUAAAAUCAUGAAUUUCCCCAAAGUUUUCAUCUAUAAUGGGUCCCCACUAAGUCGUGCUGACAUGUGUAACGUCAACGUACAUCAGAGUGCCAUGUGCGUUAUCCUGUCAGCCAACUUGGGCGAUAGCGUUGAGCAGGGUCUCCAAGACAAGGAGACCAUCCUCUCCUCGCUAAAUCUGAAAUCCAUCAUGGCUGCCGGGGCCCACAGCCGACGCUCCAAGAUCAUCGCGGCCUACGCUGCUGAGUCACCGACCAGACUGAACGGCGGCAGUAUCAAGAGGAGCCUCUCCACUCAAGGCACACCCAAAAUCACCGUACCAAUGAUCACCGAGCUUGUGAAUGAUGUUAAUGUGCAGUUUCUGGAUGACGAUGAUGAAGAUGAUCCAGACACGGAGCUGUAUUUGACCCAGCCAUUUGCUUGUGGCACAGCCUUUGCAGUCAGUGUGCUGGAUUCCCUCAUGAGCGCAACAUACUUCAACGCACAUUCGCUGACGUUGAUCAGGACCAUGAUCACGGGUGGCACCAACGCUGACUUGGAGGAGAUCUUGGCCGAGGGUGGAGAGUUACCCCCAGGAGUGCAGAUCAGCAGGACUCGUCUCAAGGAGCUGUUAAGAGACAGGUGCACGGUAGCUCAGCUCAGCAUUGGAACGGGGGUUUUCCAGCAGUUUAAGGAGGGCGCAGCCUAUGGCUCCUUAUUCCUUCAUGCCUUGGAGAGUGGAAUUCUUUGCCUCGGUAUAUAUCGCAACCUGAUAAUCGCAGGCAAAUCCUCUAGCAAACGCUACGUCAUCACCAACCCACCUCAAGACUUUGAUAUCCUAGCUGGGGACAGGAUCUUCUGUUUGAAACACUUUGAAGACCUGAACAUGAACAAGGAGAUACCAGAGACGGCGCUGAUUGGCUCAGAUCUAUAGUCAACAGAGACGUUGUCAUCCAAUCAAAUGAUAUAGAUUGCCAGAAGCAAAAAUUGUAUUCAGAUAUAACUAUUAAUUCUGUUCUUCAGAUUUGCUCAUAAUCUAAAAAAUUCCUCAUUGCAAUAGCAUAACCAGUGCAACCAACACGUUAAUGAUAUGCUCUUUCAUUAAAUAAUAAAAUUAUACCAAUGUUGUACAUAUAUGUCACACUUUAAGGUGGGUAAUGUAAAGUUGAUGUCAAAUCCUUUUACCAGAAAUAGUCAGAUGUCCCAACGGGAGAAGUCAGUCUUUUUAAGUUUAUUCAUCCACUCUUGAAAAGUUUAUUAUCUGAAGCAUUCACUCAGAGUUUUUAUUGUUUGAGUUUCUUUAUUCACCUUGAUAAUUCAUACCGUUGCCAAAGCAUGCAUGACAAGUUUUGUAGAAAAGCAUUUCAUGCUGAUAAAGUCUUGGAGAUGUCUUCCAAUGUAACAAGGGUCCUGUCAAUGCAAUUGUUGUCUCGUUAGAUGCAUUUUUAAAAUUUACAAUAAUAGAAGGCAUGCAAGUUCUUGGAGCCUUUGCUUUGUUAGGGCUGCUUGUGUAAAUGCAAUUGCCGUAUUCAUAAUGAUUUAUGACAGUUGUUGAUAUUUAUGAUAGCAUGUUUAUGGGAAAUUUAAUUAUUAUUUUCUGGCCAUUAAUUAUAAAACUUUUUUCCAUUCUUCAACUUAUAAACAUUGGUAUAGGUGUCUGUGAAAAUUGCAGUCUUGGUAUCUGUUACCAUGCAGACUAUUUUUGACAUGUCCCAAUGUAGUGUUCCAAAGAAAGCCAGUAUUGAUCGCGAAAAUGACAGAUAAUAAAAGGACUGCUGGAUGAAUUAGCAUAUUCAAAAUGAAUUACUAAAGAACUGGAUCAGCAAUACAACCACUAGAUGACUGAGCUUUUGAGGUGGAGGUUUUAGAAUUGUGAUAUAAAUUAUAUAGCUCAAGAACAAAGUCACCAUACCAUAGUGUAGGUCACAGACACCAAUUUCAACCUGCAUUAUAUGAUAUCACAAUGAAACCCAAGAUAGUAACUAUUCUUAUGUGUAUCAUUUCCCAAACGCAAUUUUAAGUUUACAUAGCACUUUUGUUUGACAUUUUGAAAAAAAUUCUUCGUAUCAUCAUAUGUAAAAAAUACCAAAGUGUUCUAAUGUUAGGAUGUAAAAUAUACAGAAUUCAAAAUUGCAAUAUAAACGUGUCUUCAAAUAGCAGUAUCAUGUACCACGAAAAUAUCAACAGUUCUAAAUUAAAAAUAAUGAAUGGUGUGGAAUGAAAAAUCAUUUUUGAGGAAGUGAUUUGUUUUAAUCAAAAGUAAUAGAAAAACCAUUCUUUUUAGACUAGUAUUUGUUUUACUUUCAUUAUGUAUAUAAUUAUAAAUUAGGUUACAGUGCAUCAAAUAUUUUAGUUAUUUCUAUUAGAUGCACUUUACCCAAUAUCAUUUAUCUAAUGUGUACUUAAUUUUGUUCCCUAAAUUGUUGUAAAUAGAUUAUGUACAGACUUUGAUUAAUGAUUAACAUAAGUCAUUCUGUUUCUGUGCAUUUUUAUAUCUCCAAAAAAUGAAUUUCAACAUUUGCAGGGUAUUCUUGUAAAUAGCUAAAGGCUCUUCUGUACAUAUGACCAAUAUUGUAUGUAUUCAUGCUGGUCUUGUGUGAAUCUUGCAUGGGAUAAUACAGCUUUUUGGUGGUUGUCCGAUAUUAGGGUUGUCCCCUACUGCAAGGCGCUUUUAGCUACAGUCUUAGAUUUGUUUGUAUUAUUUUUUUUUAGUGAGUAACUUAGUAUUUAGUGUGACGUGGACGUGGUAAAUUUUUGUAAUUUUGUUAAGCACAUAUGAGUCAGAUUUGAGUUGUAAUCAGCCAAAUAAAGCAGCGACUGUUGCUGUCGUUCACUAUUCUUCUUUUUUUCCCCAA
Acanthaster planci (crown-of-thorns starfish) is the source of this 6861-nucleotide messenger RNA. RefSeq names its product calcium-activated potassium channel subunit alpha-1-like. Lineage: Eukaryota; Metazoa; Echinodermata; Asteroidea; Valvatida; Acanthasteridae. The record is from RefSeq and is a predicted model, not a curated record. Gene Ontology annotation, biological process: potassium ion transmembrane transport. Gene Ontology annotation, cellular component: postsynaptic membrane. Gene Ontology annotation, molecular function: large conductance calcium-activated potassium channel activity.